AUGCCAGCGUUCGCCGCCGACAGCAGCGAUAAUUCCAUCUUCGGACACACGCACGCACCUUUCAGCUUGCCCACGCGAACCUCAGCGGACAAGCCGCCGGCAGGGCGGGAGUAUGCAGAGAAGCAGCCGAAUGGAGACAUAGCGACUAUGAACGGCAAGCUCGCAAACGGGCCGGUAAUGCAGUCGGUGCCGAACGGGCGUCCUAUCCAGCCAUCAGCCUCUGAUAAGCGGAUAUCGCAGACCGAUGGCCCUGCGAACGCUCCCAAACGCUGGAGCGUGGAUUCUCAGAGCCCAUACAAAUCGCCAGAGAGCCGGGGCAACUCGGGCGAGCGAUCUAGCAGGGACGAUGGCUACUUCGCGUCGGUGUACAGCAGUGAGAUGCAGGACGGCUGCAGAACCACUCACGUCAAGCUCGGCACCCUGAGUUCGACCGACGGCACCAAAGAGGCUCGCAGGGACUUCAACCCUCUAAAGUACGAUUCGGACUUAAAGAAUGCGCAGCCGCCGAACCCGCAAGCCAAUCAGACCAACCUGCAGAUCCCCAAUGCUCCUUCGACAUACCGCGUGUCCUCCCCACCGGCCUUCAACCACAGCAGCCCCGACCCGGCCCAGCAGCCGUACCGCUUACAGCACCGCCAUACCUUGGAGGUGCCCAAGGUUUCGACGUCGCGCGCCCGCGACAUGCAGAGCCAGAACAACGCCGAUGACGUAGCGACCGCCAGCGGGAGAUUCUCCCCGAACACCCCCACGCGCCGGAGAGGGUCAAUGUCUCUGGCGCGGCGCGCUACACGGUCCAUACACUCUGAUAUGCACCUCGAUGAGGUGCCACAAGACGAGGAUGCGGCGCGGUGGGCAGAGCAUAUCCGGCAAAAGCGAGCCAGCAAGAGGAAGCGGAAAGAAGACGAAGACGAUGACCGCGUCGUUGUUGGCACAAAGGUGGACCAGAAUCACGUCAAUUGGGUCACGGCCUACAACAUGUUGACUGGCAUUCGGUUUACCGUGUCCAGGACGAAUGCGAAAAUGGAUCGGGAGCUCACCGAUGCCGACUUCGAGGCCAAGCACAAGUUCUCGUUUGACAUAACGGGUAACGAGUUGACUCCAUCCGCCAAGUACGACUUCAAGUUCAAGGACUACGCGCCAUGGGUCUUCCGUCAUCUCCGUACCAUCUUCAAGCUAGAUCCCGCCGACUACCUAGUAUCACUAACGAGCAAGUACAUCCUUUCCGAGCUCGGGUCGCCUGGAAAGAGCGGCAGCUUUUUCUAUUUCUCUCGCGACUACAAGUAUAUUAUUAAAACGAUCCAUCAUGCCGAACACAAGUUUCUUCGGAAGAUCCUGAAGGACUACUACAACCACGUCCAAGCCAACCCGAACACGCUUCUCUCGCAAUUUUACGGCCUUCAUCGUGUAAAGAUACCCUACGGACGCAAGAUUCAUUUCGUUGUCAUGAACAAUCUAUUUCCGCCGCAUCGAGAUAUUCAUCGUACUUUCGACCUGAAGGGCUCCACGAUUGGGAGAGAUUUCCGAGAAGAGGAACUGGAAGCAAACCCGCGCGCAACUCUGAAGGACCUUAACUGGUUACGAAGGAACCUACAUCUAGAGUUUGGGCCCACCAAGAAGAAGGCGUUCAUUGAGCAAAUGCAGAAAGACGUGAAGCUCCUCCAGAGGUUACACAUCAUGGAUUAUUCUCUGCUCAUCGGCAUACACGACCUUGAAAAGGGGAACGAAGAGAAUUUGCGGGACAAAACACUGCAAGUUUUUCAACCAGGUGGAGACAACGCAGAAGAACCCCAGCCGAACAUGCUCAUGCGUACCCCGUCGAAGCUAGAGAGCGCGCGGAAGGCGAAGGAGUUAAGGCACAUGAUCAAGACUCAGAAACCGGUUCCCAUGGAGCAGACGUCGAGCAAGAUGCCCAAUGAGUUGCAUGACCACCAGAGGAACAACUACUUUUACACGGACGACGGUGGUUUCCAGGCUACACAUGAGGAUGAUACACCCGGGGAGGAGAUCUACUACCUAGGGAUCAUUGACUGCCUGACACAUGCAAGUACACUAUACUCGUUCAUCAAACGCAUGGAGCAUUUCAUCAAAGGCCUCAUGAACGAAGAGUCGCAGAUCUCGGCUAUUCCCCCGGAGAGAUAUGGCGACCGGUUUGUUAAGUUCAUCAGCGCCGUUACGAAGACGCGGGAAGCCGCCGAGCGCGAAAAGGCCGAAGAAGCUGCAAAUGCGCUAAACGACCCUCUGCUCUCCGGUGUCAAUAUGACGCAAAGAGACAGGGAGUCCACGGACAGGGUGAUUGAGAAGGCAGAAGGUCAGGCUGAGCGCUCAAGACGGAAAGGUGCAUCCGAGGAAGAUGUCCCAAACCGCGAGAUGCGCAUGAUACGAAGCCCGUCGGCUGAGCGAGGUGAGUUGGGGACUACGCUUCCUGUGGUAGAGGAAGCGGCCGAGUCUUCGAGUACGGGAGGCAGAAGCGCCAGGAGCACUGAAGCGGAGAUCAGACCUCCGCCACCGUUGAAAGAGGAGGAUAGAUCGAGGGAGCACUCACAUGGUCGUCCACCACCCACCCCACCUAAGGACUCCGGCACUGGAACCAACGAAGAACGCCCACCUACUCCUCCCAAAGAUGCCCAAUACGCAAACCGUCACUCCGGGCCGCCCACACCACCCAAGGAGGAGCGAGGGCGAGGGCGUGACAAGGAGCUCCCGCUCCCGCCGCCCAUGGAGAAGGUCGUACGGGUGAACUAG
Molecule: messenger RNA, 2742 nt
Organism: Trematosphaeria pertusa
Lineage: Eukaryota; Fungi; Ascomycota; Dothideomycetes; Pleosporales; Trematosphaeriaceae
Product: SAICAR synthase-like protein
Exons: 3
Coding region: 1-2742 (913 amino acids)
Biological process (GO): phosphatidylinositol metabolic process
Molecular function (GO): phosphatidylinositol kinase activity
Source: RefSeq, a predicted model, not a curated record